UUAUCAAUUUCGUUUUUUCAUUCUCGGCUCGCACGUUGAUGCGCGCGGUUCGGUACGGUGCGACUCCAAUUUUGAAUUUCGAAUAUAUCUCGAGCUCGAGCUCGUGGAAAAGCGCAUCGAAUGCAGCUAUCGGAAGCGUAGCGCAAUUUCCUAACAGUUGACAUUGAAGCGGCUUUUGUUUAAUGCUCAGCUUUUCGUUGAUGAAAUUUUAGUUGCCCAGCAGCGAGAGAUUUUUGUGCUUUUGGCGGAGUGUCGCAAGUUGCUCACAAAACAAAAACAAAACCGAAAACAAAAUAUUCAAAAGUGCAGCAAAUACAAUUAAGUAGGCGUUGUUGUUGUUGUUGUAUUAUUAUUAUUAUUGAGUGCACUGUGGCUUAGAUAAAGAUGAACAUGUGGUCGCUUAGCUUUGUCAUCGCCUAUUGCGUGCUCCUGCCAGCCGUUCAAUGCUUCGAGAUGAACAUGACGCAGUACUACGAAAUGCCGCAACUUUACGACUUUGAUGACUAUGAUCGCUGUCUGCAGGAGUAUGGUGCUGGGACCUAUUGCUUUGUGCGCGCAGAGGUGCAACCGAACAGCUCAGCAGCCGCCUGGCGUGCCAUCCAGGAGAUCUCGAAAUAUGACAGACACCACUUUGACCAUCGCCAGCUUUACUUUGGACUCUGCGUACACAAGUGUGAAGCACAGCUGGCGGAAGUGGAUGAUAUUGCCAGACAGCAGCUGCAAGCGGGAGUUCUUACGGAUAAUGCCAAGGUGAACGUCUAUCUGCAACUUUUUGCCAUGGAGGCGAGCAAUCGGGCCCGUUACAACAAUCUGACCAACGCCUGCCUCAACUGGCGCCUGCAGCAGCGUCAAUUUGGAGUUCAGGCCAGGAGUGUAGUGGAAUAUUGUGAUACGACUGCAACAGCUGGCAAAGUCACCGAGGAAGAUGAUCCUUGGAAUUUAAGCUUUUAUGUGCUGGUCUUUGUCCUUAUCCUUUUGGCCUGUCUGAGCAGCCUUAUCGAUUUGCAUCUAAAGCGCCGUCGUCAUGACAAAAUGUUGAAGGAGCGCGAUCAUUACAAGACGCCGCCUCGUAGCCUGGCCACGCGUCUGCUGCUCACUUGUUCCAUAGCCAGGAAUUGGUAUCGACUGAAUCAGGAACCGAAUGGCAAGAUCGGGCGCGAAUUGCGAUUUCUCGAUUGCUUGAAGUUCUUCGCCAUGUUCCUGGUGAUCUUUGCACACACCAAUUGGGUGAUCUAUGAAGGCGCCAUUAGCAAUCCCCAAGAUCCGGAGCGCAUGCUGCACACAGCUGCCGGCACACUCCUUGUCUCCGGCUCCCUAAUCACAGUCACGUUCUUUGUGAUUAGCGGGCUGUUGCUCACCAUCAAUUGGCUGGCGGUGACUCGCGCCUUGACGGAACACAAACCUGAAACAUGGAGUUUGGGCAAAUAUGCAGCUCUCUUUGUCAAGUUCAAUGUGUUCCGCUAUAUCCGACUAACCGUGCCCUAUGGCUUUAUUCUUUUGAUGAGUGGCGUUUAUUUUGAGAAUGCUGGCGGUCCCCUCUGGCGUCACAUUUACCAACGGGAACAGCUCGCCUGUCGCAAGAACUGGUGGACCAAUCUGCUCUUCAUCAACAAUUUUGUGGGCACCGACGAACGGUGCCUGCUACAGGGCUGGUAUUUGGCUGCGGAUACUCAAUCCUUUGCCUUGAGCCUGCUGGUGCUGAUGCUGGCACAUCGGUUUGGUCGCUGGAGCAAGCUGCUCUAUGGCGCUGUGUUCGGCAUUUUUAUGGUGCUCCCAGCUGUGCUGACCUAUGUCAUGGACUACUACCCCAUUUUCCUGCCGACUCCGCAGACACAGAAGGACUCGUUUAUUGGUGAUAAUCAGUUUACUGAAUUCUAUACAUCAUUUCAAAUGAAUUUCGGGUCCUAUUUCUGUGGCGUCCUAGCUGCCAUUGCUUACGAUCAGCUCUCCUUGAAGCAGUACAAAUUGCGUGAGCUGCGCAGCUUUCAGUUCUUCUGGUUUACUCUGUUCCCAGUUGGGGUUCUCUGGCUCUUUACGGCGCAUCCCAUUUACCAGCAUUAUUAUGCAGAAACGCCACGCAUUUGGGGCGCCAUCUACGCGACCAUACAACGAAACCUGUGGGGCUUUGGCCUGGGCAUAUUCGUGGUGGGCAUGGCCGCCAAAGUAGGAUGGAUUAUGCGCAAAUUUGCCUGCCUGCCAAUCUUCCGGAUCUUGGGACGCCUCACAUAUGGCGCUUAUAUAGUGCAUCUCUUGGUGGCACGAGUUGCUCUCGCCACGGUGCGCGAGCCCAUUUACUUUGGCACUGGCACAAUGUUUGCAUAUAUAUUUUACGUCCUAUGCGCCUCCUAUCUCAGUUCCCUUGUUUUGGCCAUAUUUGUGGAGUUGCCCGUAUCGUCAUGUCUCAAACUUUUGCGCUAGUCAAGGAUAAUAUUAAGUUGUGAUGACACCUGCU
Molecule: messenger RNA, 2452 nt
Organism: Drosophila hydei
Lineage: Eukaryota; Metazoa; Arthropoda; Insecta; Diptera; Drosophilidae
Product: nose resistant to fluoxetine protein 6
Exons: 8
Coding region: 385-2418 (677 amino acids)
Molecular function (GO): acyltransferase activity, transferring groups other than amino-acyl groups
Source: RefSeq, a predicted model, not a curated record